Messenger RNA from Haemonchus placei, 156 nucleotides. The record is from the annotation of a GenBank genome assembly. Lineage: Eukaryota; Metazoa; Nematoda; Chromadorea; Rhabditida; Trichostrongylidae.
CAGUUCUCGCACCACUGGAUCUGGAGAAUCGCUGGAAAGCUGGCUUCCCCAACAGACUGUCACGUUUCACUGAUGAAGUCCCAAGACGAUUUGUACGUGAUGAUCGAAAACCUUAUCCGGCCAGUUUCUGGUUCCGAGGCUGACAAACUACCGUAG